Molecule: messenger RNA, 1524 nt
Organism: Wasmannia auropunctata (little fire ant)
Lineage: Eukaryota; Metazoa; Arthropoda; Insecta; Hymenoptera; Formicidae
Product: zinc finger BED domain-containing protein 1-like
Exons: 4
Coding region: 1-1524 (507 amino acids)
Molecular function (GO): protein dimerization activity
Source: RefSeq, a predicted model, not a curated record
AUGAAAACCUUGGAUAAAGAAGUAAAUGCCAGUAAGGACAGUAAGGAUGAAGAUGAUCCAUUGACUUCUAGCUCUUCAUCAUCUACGACAAUAAUUUCAAAAUCAAAAUCUCGUCAGACACAGCCUACUUUACAGUCUGUAAUUAAGAAAAAAGAAAUGUGGUCUUUGGAUGAUUCAAGAUCAAUUAACAUAACCAAAAAGAUCGGUGAAAUGAUAGCUCUUGAUGCUGAAGCAUUUGCACUAGUUGAGCGAAAAGGCUUUGAAAGAUUAAUAAAGUUUUUGGCACCGCAGUAUCCUCUCCCUUGUAGAACAUAUUUUUCCGAAAAAAUUAUACCCCAGCUGUACGAAAACUUGAAAACACGUAUUCGUAUAGAAUUAAUUACUGCAAGAUACAUAUCGUUUUCCACUGAUAUCUGGACUUGUUCAGCAAACAAUGAAGCAUUCAUAAGUCUAACAGCUCACUUUAUACGAAAUGAUGAUAUACGGAGACAAAUAUAUGUUCUCAGCGCGAAACACUUUCCUGGUAGCCAUACUGGCGUCAAUAUCGGUCAGAUAUUAAAUGAUAUAAUGGAAGAAUGGCAUAUAAAUUCUAAUCAAAUUCAUUUGAUUUUGAGGGACAAUGCUGCUAAUAUGAUUGUCGGAACUGAAAGAGAUAUACCAACUCUUACAGCCAUGCAAUGGAAUAUGGUAGAAAACGUUAUACGUGUUCUCCAACCAUUUGAAGAAAUUACUAAAAUAUUGAGUUCUGAUUGCGAGACAAUUGAAUAUGUUAUUCCAGCAGUUGUUACUUUACAUUCAUAUCUUUCAAAACGACAAAAAGAUACUGGAAUAGUAAUGUUGAAGAAAGAGCUCAAGAAGGCAAUUGAAGAACGGUUUUUUAAUUCUAUAGGAUUCAAUAUCAAAGAUCGAAAAUGUUUUGUACUGGCUACCAUGUUAGAUCCAAGAUUUAAAACUAAGUUUUUGUCAGACGAAAAUAAAGCCAAACAAUGGAUCAUUGAUGAAUUACUUGAAAUAAAUAAUACAAUCACCAAAGAUGAUGAAAAUAUUGAAAACAAUACACAGAAUCAUGUCAGUCCUCUUCAAAAACAAGAUAUUAUCAGUGAAACACAUGACGACAUCUGGAAGUGCUUUGAUGACAUAAUAAACAAUUCAAAAUCGGAUACCGACAAUAGCAGUUUUGAGGAUUCAUCAUCAUCAACAACUUUUAAAAGACAACCCAGUGACAGAAGUAAAAAGAAAGCUGCAGUUUAUAAUGCAGAAUUAUCAAAAUACCUGAUGCUACCUCUGUCACCGAGAAAUGAGGAUCCGUUAACAUGGUGGAAGACUCAUAUUUUAGAAUACCCUAAUCUCAAAACUUUAGUUUUGAAAUACUUAAGUGCUCCGCCGUCCUCCGUACAUUCAGAAAGACUUUUCAGCGCAGGAAAAUUGGUUUAUUCCGAUAAUCGAAAUAGAUUAUCACCAAAAAAUGCUGACAUAUUAUUGUUUAUCAUGAAAAAUUUGUUAAUAUUAAACUUUGAUAUUUGA